This is a messenger RNA of Diorhabda sublineata, 3293 nucleotides long. RefSeq names its product ribokinase-like. The transcript is spliced from 5 exons. Bases 315 to 1223 code for a protein of 302 amino acids. NCBI's taxonomy places the organism in Eukaryota, Metazoa, Arthropoda, Insecta, Coleoptera, Chrysomelidae. Gene Ontology annotation, molecular function: ribokinase activity. The record is from RefSeq and is a predicted model, not a curated record. Gene Ontology annotation, biological process: D-ribose metabolic process.
AAACUUUUUAAUAAUUUUUAUAUACUUACAAUAAUUAUAGUUUAAAUGGAAAAAUGUAUAAUGGAAUAAUACACUAAACUUUUUUUUGUUUGAAAAUAUUUGUUUAAAAAUUAUUGACAGUUAAUACAAUGCUAUCUCUUCUAUGUUUGUAAUCUGUGCCAUAUAUAACCUAAAAAGUAUAAACGUAUUUGAAGAUAAAAAUUUUAUUUAUUUAUUAAUUAUAACAUAAAACAAGUAAUUAUGAAGAUUAGAUAAAACAUUUACUAACAUAGAUAAAAAUAUACUAGUAAUAUUAAAUAAAUUUCGUAAUAAAUAUGUCUUCAAACGAUAUAGUAGUAGUUGGAUCAUGCAUGAUAGAUUUUGUUAGCUAUGCGGCAAGAUUACCUAAAUCAGGCGAAACCAUCCACGGAAAAGAAUUCGCUACUAAUUUUGGUGGUAAGGGGGCCAACCAAUGUGUAGCAGCUGCGAAAUUAGGAGGUGACGCAGCUCUCGUAGCACGGGUCGGUGAUGACGUCUGGGGCCCAAAAUAUAUCGAUAAUUUAAAUAAGCUUCGAAUAAAUACUGAUUUUGUUCGAAUAACGGAAGGUGUAUCAACAGGAGUAGCACAAAUUACAGUUUCUGAUUCGGGAGAAAAUCAAAUCAUUAUCGUAGCGGGUGCAAAUCAUUGUUUAACCGCAGCCGAUGUAGAGUUAGCUCAAGAUAUCAUUACAAAAGCUGCAGUUUUGGUACUGCAGCUAGAAACAUCGCAAGACGUAGCUAUUAGAGCUAUACAAUUAUGUAGGGGGAUAUCUAUUUUAAAUGGUGCACCAGCACUUGCAGACUUCAAUCCACAACUUUUAAAACUACCAACAAUUUUUUGUGUUAACGAAACUGAAGCUUCGGUUUUUACUGGGGGUUUACCGGUAAAUAAUAUUUGUGAAGCUCAAAAUGCUGCGUCUGCUCUCAUCAAAAAGGGAUGUAAUAGCGUUAUCAUAACAUUGGGAUCUCGAGGAGCUAUUUACGCAGAUAACAAAGAAAAAUUUCACAUUUGCAGUCCUACUGUGAAAAGUGUGGAUACUACCGGAGCUGGAGACGCUUUUAUCGGAGCUCUAGCUUUUCUUUUAGCUACCGAAACGAAUAUAUCUAUGAGACGAGCCGUAGAAAAAGCUUGUUUAGCCGCUAGCGAUAGCGUAACGAGACCUGGUACUCAAAUAAGUUUCCCGGGGCCGAGUAUAUUACAAUAAUUUUAUCGUACUUAAUAAAAAUAUUGAUAUUGUAAGUGUUUUUAAUGAAAUUUAAUCAUUUAGAUCCGCUUCGAUUAGUUUUAAAACAAAAAAAUUAUUUACAGACGCACCGAGGUCGGGAAGUAGACAAGGGUGAGUUUAGGGGUGAAAAACUGUUUAUCUCGAUUUCCGGCAAAACUGCGAGUCGUAUGAAAAAAAGUUAGAUAGUGAAGUUGUAGAUAAUAAGACGAUCUACAACUUUUGUAUUUACACUUUUUUCACAUAACCUCAAAAUUUUUGUGAAAAAUUCAAAAAAACAAUUUUUUUAUUUUAAUCUUUGUUAGGGACUGUUUUAUGCCUUCAUAUGUUUACAAAGAUGAUGAUAAAAGUUACGAAAAUUUUUAUUUAGUAUGAAAAAAGCACCCUAAUUUAAAUCGAAAAAUUUUACGUGAAAUUUCUUGAAAAAAUUACAUUUAAAUCCGUUUCGAUAAUUUUUGAAACAAAAUAAAUUCAUAGUAUAAUAAAACUGCUUGGAAAAAAGGGUUAAUAUCAUAAAAAUGAAAUAAAAAAUAGUUUACGCGCGAUCUGAAAUCGGGAAGUCGAAGGGGGUGAGUUUUUAGGGGUGAAAACGGUUUUUCUCGAUUUCCGGCAAAACUGCGAGUCGUAUGAAAAAAAGUUAAAUAGUGAAGUUGUAGAUAAUAAGACGAUCUACGACUUUUGUAUUAACACUUUUUUCACAUAACCUCAAAAUUUUUGUGAAAAAUUCAAAAAAACAAUUUUUUUUAUUUUAAUCUUUGUUAGGGGCUGUUAUAUGCCUUUAUAUAUUUACAAAGAUGAUGAUAAAAGUUACGAAAAUUUUUAUUUAGUAUGAAAAAAGCACCCUAAUUUAAAUCGAAAAAUUUUACGUGAAAUUUCUUGAAAAAAUUACAUUUAAAUCCGUUUCGAUAAUUUUUGAAACAAAAAAAAAUUCAUAGUAUAAUAAAACUGCUUGGAAAAAAGGGUUAAUAUCAUAAAAAUGAAAUAAAAAAUAGUUUACGCGCGAUCUGAAAUCGGGAAGUCGAAGGGGGUGAGUUUUUAGAGGUGAAAACGGUUUUUCUCGAUUUCCGGCAAAACUGCGAGUCGUAUGAAAAAAAGUUAAAUGGCGAAGUUGUAGAUAAUAAGACGAUCUACAACUUUUGUAUUUACACUUUUUUCACAUAACCUCAAAAUUUUUGUGAAAAAUUCAAAAAAACUAUUUUUUUAUUUUAAUCUUUGUUAGUGGCUGUUAUAUGCCUUUAUAUAUUUACAAAGAUGAUGAUAAAAGUUACGAAAAUUUUUAUUUAGUAUGAAAAAAGCACCCUAAUUUAAAUCGAAAAAUUUUACGUGAAAUUUCUUGAAAAAAUUACAUUUAAAUCCGUUACGAUAAUUUUUGAAACAAAAAAAAAUUCAUAGUAUAAUAAAACCGCUUGGAAAAAAGGGUUAAUAUCAUAAAAAUGAAACAAAAAAAUAGUUUACGCGCGACCUGAGGUCGGUAGAAGUGGAAGAGGGUGAGUUUUUAGGGGUAAAAAACGGUUUUUCUCGAUUUCCUGCAAAACUGCGAGUCGUAUGAAAAAAAGUUAAAUAGUGAAGUUGUAGAUAAUAAGACGAUCUACAACUUUUGUAUUUACACUUUUUUCACAUAACCUCAAAAUUUUUGUGAAAAAUUCAAAAAAACAAUUUUUUUAUUUUUAUCUUUGUUAGGGAAUGUUAUAUGCCUUUAUAUAUUUACAAAGAUGAUGAUAAAAGUUACGAAAAUUUUUAUUUAGUAUGAAGAAAGCACCCUAAUUUAAAUCGAAAAAUUUUACGUGAAAUUUCUUGAAAAAAUUACAUUUAAAUCCGUUUCGAUAAUUUUUGAAACGAAAAAAAAUUCAUAGUAUAAUAAAACUGCUUGGAAAAAAGGGUUAAUAUCAUAAAAAUGAAAUAAAAAAUAGUUUACGUGCGACCUGAAAUCGGGAAGUCGAAGGGGGUGAGUUUUUAGGGGUGAAAACGGUUUUUCUCGAUUUCCGGCAAAACUGCGAGUCGUAUGAAAAAAAGUUAAAUAGUGAAGUUGUAGAUAAUAAGAAGAUCUACAAU